Molecule: messenger RNA, 954 nt
Organism: Dimorphilus gyrociliatus
Lineage: Eukaryota; Metazoa; Annelida; Polychaeta; Dinophilidae
Source: the annotation of a GenBank genome assembly
AUUCUUUUUACUCGAAUACCACGAUCUUCAUGCAGGAAACAGAUGAGAUCAGGGCUAAGGUAUGAUUGUUGUAUAAAUUGAACAGAAAUUACGUUAAUUCUACUUGUUAAUAGAAAAGUAUUUAUAUAACAGAUGAAAAUUUGUUUAUAGUGAAAUAAAUAGUUCAUUGUGUAAUUUAAGCUUUAUUUGAUUAAUUUGACAUUGGAGCUGAAAGAGCCUCGCUAACCUAAUGUAACCAAUGUUAGUUUUAUUGUUUUUAUCGAAAUUAUUUUACAAGGACAAUAGAAAUUAGAUGACGAUUUUAAGUGGAUUAUUGUUAUUUACUCACUGAUCGGUAUAUGUUAGAUCAUUAGAUAUUUUCAUCAGGAUUUUUAACUAAUAUCAUAUCAAAUAUUACCAUAAACUUUCGUAGCUUUAUUAGUUAUAUUUACCUAAAAUUUAAAUAAUGAUAAGGUUAAAUUGAUCCUCAUUAUUUUGAUCAAGUCAACAUUUAUUUAUCUUAUCUGUUUGUUUUACGCAGCAAACUUCUUGGCUUGACAUAAGUACGGAAUAAAACAAAGAAAAAUGAUGGACAAUGAUCAUUCAGAAUUGGAAGGAUUGAAUGAGAAAAUCAUGGAAACUUCGUCCGAAUACGUUCCCUCAACAUCGGAUGGAUCGGAAUAUUUAAUGAGUACAAGGAAUAAAAAUAUAAGACGCCAUAUUGGUCGAAGGUUAGCUAGAAAUGUUGAUAACCUAUCCGAAGACGAAAAGAGAAAAUUGGCCCAAAGACGGGAGAGGAAUAAGCAAGCAGCAGCCAAAUUCAGAGAAAAGAUCAAGAGGACAAUCCUGGAGUUAGAAGAGGAAAAAUCUAUUUGGGAAAGGAGAGUUUCGGAGAAUUUGGCAAGAAUCGAUAGAUUAAAAGCAUCUGCAAAUCAUCUCAAAGAAAUAUGCAACUCGCAUAAAUGUGUUGCUUGA